Aspergillus calidoustus is the source of this 1662-nucleotide messenger RNA. Lineage: Eukaryota; Fungi; Ascomycota; Eurotiomycetes; Eurotiales; Aspergillaceae. The record is from the annotation of a GenBank genome assembly.
AUGGAGCCUGAAGAUGUGACGUCCUCUCCGCACUCUCCGCCACACGGAAACGAGGAUGCUUACUCCAUCUCCUACUCCACAUUGAGCUCGCGCUCACGUUCCCCGACGCCAUCAUCACCAGUCGAUAUAACGCCUCCCCUUCCUCUUCCUCAUGAAGUUAUCCGAUUGAUUCAAUGCGCGCAAUGCUCGCACCCGUUCCGGACGCCGUUGCGCCUUCCAUGCGGGAAUACCGUGUGUCGAUCGUGUCUUCCGCCCGUGCGGCCGCGCACGGGGGUAUCGUAUCCGGCGAGCGAGGAACGAAGGCAAGGAUUCACGUGCCAAUGGGGGAGGGAACACUGUGGUGCAGAUCAUUGUCUUGGGGACUGUGGGGUGGAUGUAACGCUGACACGAUUGGUUGAUAUCUUUCAAGCGGUCCUGGGCUCGAGGUUAGAUGCGGUCGGGGAGAAUGCUGGGAUUAAUAUUGAGUGGAAGCGGUCGUCGGAGACGGAUGCGGAGGUAAAGAACGCGAAUAUUGGGACGGAUCUACUCAGAGGUGUUUAUGAUUUGGUCGGAUCAGGACGGCUUGGGUACGAUGCUUCUGGUGUGCAGUACGAUCCCCCGGUACAAGCAAACCUCGGCCAAUAUGGUAGGUCAUUCGAAGCGCUUAGAUCUGCUGUGCGCAACGAGUUGGAUUGCCAAGUGUGUUACUCACUAAUACUUGACCCAUUGACAACCCCCUGCGGUCACACCUUCUGUCGCAGCUGCGUGGCCAUGGCCUUGAGCCAUAGCAAUCUCUGCCCGGUUUGCCGGCGAAAGUUGAACAUGACUACGUCUGUUCAGUCAGAACGAAUUAACAAACGGCUGUCAGACCUCAUUCAACUCUUCCUCCCCGAUGCGGUGGCUUCGCGGCGAGCGGACCUGGGUUCAGAUAUUGACGCGGGCACCGAGGGAAAGAUUCCGUUGUUCGUAACCUCACUCUCCUUUCCUACGAUGCCCAUGGCGCUACACAUAUUUGAACCUCGAUAUCGCCUUAUGAUACAAAGGGUCAUGGAGAGCAGAAGCCGAAAGUUUGGCAUGGUCAUGCCGAACCGACGAGGUCGGCUCCAGCAGGGAUUGGGAAGAGCCCCUUUUUUGCGCUACGGCACAGUGUUGGUGGUUGACCGCUACGAGCUGCUGCCUGAUGGAAGAAGUCUCGUCAUCGCCACCGGAAUGUCGCGCUUCAGAGUGGUUAGCUGGGAGCUGGUGGAUGGCUACCACGUGGGUAAGAUCCAGCGGGUGGAUGAUGUUUCAAUAUCGGAAGAGGAGGCUCAAGAAUCAAGAGAGACGUCCGCCGUGCUCGAUGUCUCGGCGUCAAUUAGCAAUGCCACAGAGAGAUCAUUGGAGUCCAUGUCAACGCAGCAGCUAUUCCAGUUCGCCCUCGACUUUGUGCUGAAGGAGCGUAGACAGGGAGCUCCCUGGCUGCACCCUCGUGUCCUUUUAGCGUACGGGGCAUUGCCCACCGACCCUGCUAUAUUCCCCUGGUGGCUCGCCACGAUCCUACCCAUCUGGGAUGAAGAGAAAUACGCCUUAUUAUCAUCAACGACGGUUAGACAAAGGUUAAAGGUCACUGCGAGAUGGAUAAAGAGACUGGAGUCUCGACCUUGGUUCUCUCGCUCCCGUCCGCCUUUAUCCGCUGUCUUAUGA